Molecule: messenger RNA, 2418 nt
Organism: Melospiza georgiana
Lineage: Eukaryota; Metazoa; Chordata; Aves; Passeriformes; Passerellidae
Gene: CD180
Product: CD180 molecule
Biological process (GO): cellular response to lipopolysaccharide; positive regulation of lipopolysaccharide-mediated signaling pathway; B cell proliferation involved in immune response
Cellular component (GO): extracellular matrix
Molecular function (GO): protein binding
Source: RefSeq, a predicted model, not a curated record
AUGGAGGGCAGGGACAGCCCCGUCCUGCCCGGGGAUGGGCUGCACACGUCUGGGGAAAGGAAGACAACGUUCACCAAACCCAGACGGUGGCUUGCAACAAGCACUACUGCUCCUCCCCUUCUCCUGAGGCCACUGAGUGCAGGCACAGCCCACCUGCCUCUUCUAAGCCAGAGGCAGGCAGAGACGAGGUUUAAUCUCAGAAUCUCACGGCUGUGCCAGCAGAAGGACCUGAGCCGCACGCACUGCUCCCAGGGCUCCCCCAUGUGCCCCCCAGCAAACGCCAACCACGCUCACACCCGCGCUGCCCUCCACACGGCGCCGUGGCUCCUGAGCUCUCCUCUCCGGACACACAGCUGCUGCCCUGCUUCCUUCCACUCGCACGCUAGCUUUGUCUACACCUUGGAAGGCUGAGGAAUGAGAGAGGUCUCUAUGACUAUUGCCACAACAGAAGUCCUCAAUUUCAGCUUCAAUUCAGUCCCUUCCCUCCAGAAUUACUUCUCUGAACUGAAUUCUCUUUUCUACUUGGACAUAACAAGGUGCCAGAUGAGCUGGGAGUAUGAUGGUGCCUUUCCCAGCAACAGGCAGCUGAAGACAGUAAUUCUGACCAGAAACCUGUUCAUGUUUCUGUCUGCCACAGCAUUUGCUGGCCCAUAUUCCCUGGGGCAUCUUACACAGACAGGAAUAACAAGUAUGUUCUUUAUUCCAAUGACAAAUCUUGGCAUCUUAGGUAUCUUCAUCUUGGGCAGCAACCACACCUCCUCACUGCAGCUUCCUCCCAACUUUCCCACACGACACCUCAAACUCCACUUUCACAUUAACAACACACAAGCAAUCUCAGCAGAAGGUGUCCAAGCUCUGCAGAAGAACAGACACAUACCUCUCAUCCUUAAAGGCAAAGACAUUCCCUACACUGAACCUGGAUCUUCUCAGUCACAUUUCUACAGUUUGGACUUAGUGAGCUGUGCUGACAUCCCUGGGGCCCUGGUGGGGAUCCAGGACUCCACAGCUCAGACCUUUUGGCUGGGAACAUUUUAUGGUGUGGAAAAGGAGCCCUACGUAACCCCAGAUAUUUCACAAGGCCUCUGUAGUGUCUCUGUUAAGGGUCUCUAUCUGCAGUUAUGGCACCUCAGAAAUCUAAAUGUUGACACAUUUCAGAGCUCAACCAGGCUCCAAAGGCUGGACCUAACCCAACCCCACAUCCGUGCACUGCCCCCUGCCAUCAGUGGCAUGAGCUUGCUGGAGGAGAUGGUUUUCAAUGCAAGCUGCUUUGAGCAGCCCUGCAACAGCUCUGCUGCCUUCCCCUCCCUCACCCACCUCCACAUCCAGGGAAACUCACAGGUUCUGCAGCCAGGCUCUGGCUAUUUGGAGAAAAUGGCAAAGCUUCAACAUCUAGAUUUAAGCCAGAGUCACUUUGAAAGUUGAUGCUCUAGCGAAGCAGUGAGAGCUUUGAGCAGACUUUGUUACCAGAAUCUGAGCCACAACAUACACCUCCAUCUCCAGGAAUGCUCAUUUAGGACAGCCUAGAGCUGCCUAGAGCUGCUGGACUUACCCUUCACUCCUCUCUAUGUCAACACCUUACAGAGCCCUUUCCAAAAUCUCCAUCUCUAGCAAGUGCUAGAUGAUCUUUCCUCAUCCCACAUUAAUACCAGCAUUCAGCAUGUCUUUCAAGGUUUGAAAAACUUCAUGUUCUUGGACCUUAGUCAAAAUAACUUUGAUUUGGGGAUCAUGCCAAAGGACAAACUGUUCCAACUACUAUCCAAUUUAGAGGUGCUAAUCCUGAAUGCAUCCUGUGAACUAACAUCAGUAGAUAACCAAGUAUUUCACAACCUCAGGAAGUUACAGCAUGUAGAUCUGAAUUACAACAAGUUUACUGCAUUCAGCACAGGUGCAUUUUCAAAUCCCAAGAGUAUCAGUCUCAGCUGUGUCCAUAACAGGACGCACACUGUAUCAAAUGUCCAGCUAGUGCCCCUAGAUGGCCACUUGAUAAUCAAUUUAAGCUACGACCUUCUGGACUGCUCCUGGUCUAAGAUUGAUUUAAUCACUUAGUACAAGCAAUAUCUGAAUAAAAUUGAAGACCCUCAAAGAACAAGGUGCUCUGAACUUAAAUUUCUAGCUGUUCAGCUGGCCACCAUCUGACUCUCCUGUGGGAAAGACACAUCAGGAAUCAUUGCAGUUGUUUAUCCUGCUUACCUUGAUGGGCAGACAGAACUUUGCUGGUGGUACGACCCUCCUGUCUCCUGGAGCAUGCACCACGAGGAGCUGGCCCAGUACCACUCCUGCUGCGUCAGGCUGGAGCUGCUCUCGGAGAUGUGGAAGGCCAACUCUUUCCCAACACGGAGUUCCCAUGCAGGACUCCACAUUCAGCUUCAGCUGCUGUCCAAAGGCAUUUCCUCAACAUUUUCCUCUCUAACAUGCUGA